UUCGUGUUUGGUUACGUAAACACGCGUUUGAAUACCACCGCUUGUUGUCAAUGGUUAAAUAAACUGCUACUGCUCCUUGUUGUUGUCAAUUACUGGUCCUACGUCAGCAUUAUCCAAUAAUGCUCGAAUCUAACUGUGGAGUAUAUUUUUAGUUGUAAUGUACACUGACAACCACAUGUACGAUAUUGUGGUAAAGCGUAACUCUUCGUCCUCAAGAAAAAGAUCCUGGAAUGGUAUGAGAAGUCACAUCACUCCACCCAAAAAACGGCCCAGUUUUACAUCUGGUACAUGUUCUGCGGGUGAUGGACACACUUACAGUCAAGACAUGACUGAAAAUAAAGACACAGAGCUGUGCUUUAGUGACAAUGAAGAUUUAUUUGAAGGUUAUGACAGCAUUGUGGGUGACAGCUCCUUUCUGGCCAAACUUGAAGAUGUGGAGCUCCAGAUGAGGCAACAUCACAAAGACCAGCAGACUCCACACUGCUGUGAGGAUCAACUCUUAGACUCCAUCUUAGCUGAGGAUUUCAGAGAUUCACCACUGAGAACUUUGCCAAGUUCUCCACUCGCAUUUCGACAAGCUGUCAUGACCCCACAAAAAAGCCCUUCCAGGGGUGUACAUAAUACAUCUACCCCUGAUUUAAAAAACAACAAGCCAACUAUCUGUCAUGCAGGUGUAAACAAGUCAGCACCAAAGGCCAGAAGAAGCAUGAAAGACCAUCUUAAGAAAGUACUGAUUGAAAAUGCAGCAACAUCUAACACCAUCUCCAACAGGGUACGACAGAAGGAAGCUGUGAUAACUGAAGAGAUGGGUGUUGCCAUGGAGUCCAUAUCAGCAGAGGGGGACCUGGGCCCUUUCUUCGGUCUACCAUCCAGAGUUAAGGAUCUUAUCUGUAGAUUAAAAGGAAUCCAGGAUUUGUAUGAUUGGCAGAAGACAUGCUUGAGCCUGGAUUCAGUGCAACAAAGGAGAAAUCUAAUUUAUUCAUUACCAACAAGUGGAGGAAAGACUCUAGUGGCAGAGAUUCUCAUAUUUAAAGAGCUCUUGUGUAGAAUGAAGGAUGCACUUCUUAUUUUGCCAUACAUAUCCCUGGUUCAGGAAAAGGUUCGAGGUUUGUCUAGCUUUGGUAUUGAACUGGACUUCAUGGUUGAGGAGUAUGCUGGCAGUAAAGGGAGGUUUCCUCCAGUAAAGAGAAGAAGCAAAAACUCUCUGUACAUCACAACCAUUGAAAAGGGACACAGUCUUGUCAACUCACUGAUCGAAAUGGACCGUCUAGGAAACAUUGGCUUGGUUGUUGUGGAUGAGCUCCAUAUGCUUGGUGAUGGCAACAGAGGGGCAAUUCUUGAAAUGACGUUGUCAAAAAUUCUGUACAUGAGCAAAUCAACCCAAAUUAUUGGAAUGAGUGCAACACUAGGCAACGUGGGAGACCUUCAGAGGUUUCUAAAAGCUGAAAACUACACCAAUGACUUCAGGCCUGUUGAACUGAAAGAGUAUGUGAAAAUAAAAGAUAGCAUAUAUGAAGUUGACCCAAAGGAAGAGGAAUGCUUCAGAUUCUCACGACUCCUGGAUAUUAAGUACUCCAGUGGAAUGCAGAAGCUUGACCCUGACCACAUCAUAGCACUGGCUACUGAAAUCAUCCCUCAGCAGUCCUGCCUGAUAUUCUGUCCCACCAAGAAGAACUGUGAGAAUCUGGCUGGAAUGAUCUGCAAGUAUUUAAAUAAGGAGUUUCGGAAGCACAAAGAAACCGAGAAAGCCACACUGCUGGGUGAAUUGAAGAGCAGUGGUAAUGGAUCCUUGUGUCCUGUGCUGCAGAAGACUGUGCCAUUUGGCCUGGCCUACCACCACAGCGGCCUGACCAGUGAUGAGAAGAAGCUGGUGGAAGAAGCCUAUUCUUCAGGGGUGCUCUGCCUCCUCACCUGCACCUCCACUCUUGCUGCUGGGAUCAACCUUCCUGCACGCAGGGUGAUUCUGCGGUCCCCAUACGUAGCUGCAGACUUUUUAAAGAGAAGUCAAUACAAACAGAUGGUGGGGAGAGCAGGACGAGCAGGUAUUGAUGCCAUGGGUGAGAGUAUCCUGGUUCUGCAGGAAAAAGAUAUAAACAUGGCCAAAAAACUAGUGUCCGCACCAGUGGAGAAGUGCUACAGCAACCUCCUGCAUGAUGGAGGACAGGGCCUCCUUAGUCUUGUCCUGUCACUCAUUGGCCUUAAAAUAACUACUACAAUAGAACAAGUGAGGGAUUUCAUGAAAGGCACACUCCUUAAUGUGCAGGAAGCUCAAGUCAGUCCAGAGAGGAGUUUGUGGGAUCUUACACUGGAAUUCAUAGAGAAACUGAGGCAGAAGGCCCUCAUUGAGGCCUCUGGUGAUGUAAAUGAUGAAACCAUUCUGCAGAUCACUAGACUGGGUAGAGCAACUUUUAAAGGUUCAGUAGACCUAAGCUACUGUGAUCUGCUCUACAGAGACUUGUCAAAAGGGCUGGAGGGUUUAUUGCUGAAUAGUUUUCUACACUUACUGUAUCUGGUUACUCCAUAUGAUAUGGUGCAUCAAUGCAAGCCAGACUGGAUGAUCUACUUCAGGCAGUUUACAAAUUUGUCAGCUGCUGAGCAGAAGAUGGCCUCCGCUGUUGGCGUACCUGAAAGUUUUGUGACGCGGAAGGCAGCGGGACAGAGCGUGAGGAAGACUGUGGACAUUGUGGUGGUAAACAGGUUGUACCUGGCCAUGGUGCUGUACUCCCUACUGAAGGAGACAAAUCUGUGGAAUGUGUCGGAUAGAUUCCAGCUGACUAGAGGCUUUGUACAGACUCUUCUCAGCUCAGCUUCCGCCUUUGGCUCUUCUGUGCUGCACUUCACUGAGGAGCUAGAGGAGUUUUGGGCCUACAAGGCUCUUCUGUCAGAGUUGACCCGCAGACUGACCUACUGUGUGCAGGCCGAGCUCAUUCCACUCAUGGAGGUGGCUGGAGUUAUGGAGCAUCGUGCAAAGCAGCUCUAUAAUGCUGGUUACAAGACACUGGCACAUCUCGCCAAUGCUGAUCCAAAGAUUCUGGUGCAAACUAUUGACAACCUCUUCAAGAAACAGGCUGAUCAAAUUACUGCAUCAGCAAAAAUGCUAAUAAAAGAGAAAGCAGAUGCCUUGCAGGAGGAAGUGGACGACCUGCUUAUGCUGCCAUCUGAUCUCCUUUCUUUGUAAAUGUUUGUGUUUAUCUUUAUUUAUAUGAUGUAAAAUAGUAUGUAUAUUAUUUUGCCUGUUUGUCAGGCUGAAAUAAAAGUGAAAGUAAUCUCGUUUUAUUCUUUACCAAGUUUUAUUUUGUGUCAUAUAGUUUUUACAAACUCGAAGGGUGGGAAGUCACACAAACAGCUUGUUAAAAAUACAGUGCUGUCU
Xyrauchen texanus (razorback sucker) is the source of this 3370-nucleotide messenger RNA. Its product is annotated as helicase POLQ-like. The transcript has 18 exons. NCBI's taxonomy places the organism in Eukaryota, Metazoa, Chordata, Actinopteri, Cypriniformes, Catostomidae. The coding region runs from base 158 to 3178 and encodes 1006 amino acids. The record is from RefSeq and is a predicted model, not a curated record. Gene Ontology annotation, molecular function: ATP binding; nucleic acid binding.